GCCAAUGGCUCGCCGGCGGCGGUUGGUCGGCAGCCAAUGGGAGCGGAGCGCGGCGCUGGGGGGCAGGGCCCUGUCUGGGGAGGCGGCGGUUGGGUCUGAGCCGGCGGCCGAGGCGGGUUGCCUGGGAACGCAGGGCCAGAGCGCGGAGGGCUCACCAUGGCCAAGCUGCAGGGGCUUCAGGCUGACUACGUCUUCCGCGGCACAGAGCACGUUGUGAGGAUGACCGUGACCGGGAGCGUCCUGGAGGUGGAAGUGGAGGACCGGCUCACCACCGAUCAGUGGAGAGGAGAGUUUGACGCCGCCUUCAUUGAAGAUUUAACUCACAAGACGGGGAACUUCAAGCAGUUUGGGAUCUUCUGCAGCAUGCUGGAGUCUGCCCUGAGCCAGAGCAGCGAGUCGGUCACCUUGGACCUCCUCACCUACACUGACCUAGAGGCGCUGAGGAGCCGGAAGAUUGGGGUGGGUCCAAGGCACGCGCCCUCCGCCUCCAAGUCCUCGCUGCUGAGUUCCAAGCGCUACCUCAUCCUCAUCUACUCCGUCGAGUUUGACAGGAUCCACUACCCCCUCCCGCUGCCCUACGUGGGCAAGCCAGACCCUGUAGCGCUGCAGAAGGUCAUCAGGGAGCUGAAGGAGGAGCUGGCCGGGCUGAAGGCCAAACCAGGCAGGGACUUCCGGGACGCGGAGAUCCGCCGGCUGCGGGACGAGCUGGGCCGGGUGCUGGAGGAGAAGCAGGAGGUGGAGUCGGCCCUGCUCGGGCUGCAGGAGGAGCUGAAACUCUGUAGCAAGAGCAGCGCCGGGAAGGAGGUGAAGAUCCUGAAGAAGAUUGUGCAGAGCCUGGAGGAGGAGCUGCUGAAGGAGCGAAGCAAGCACCAGCGAGCGGCGAGCAAGCGCUUGCAGGAGAACCGGCAGCUGGCUGACGAGCUGGCGGAGGUGAAAGCGUCGGAGAGGAGCCUCCGUGUCCGAGUGAAGAGUCUGACCAACGAGCUGGCCUUAUACAAGAAAGGGCGCUUGACCCCCACCGGCCCAUCCCCUCAGAACCGAGUGGCGUCCUCCCGCGGCUUCAGUCACGCUGCCCCGGGCCGGAGCAGCGCUGUGGCCAUGGCCCGAGCGGAGCGGCGCUCUACCUCCGGGGAGCGCUCCAACUCCCGGGAGCGUGGCGGGGCCUGGCCGACAAACCGGCCACGUUCCACGUCCAGAGAAGGGCGCGGCGGGAGCCAGACCCGCCUCCCUCGCCAGUCACCAUCACCCACAGGCACCCGGCCGCCGCGCUUCGACCCCACGGCCUUUGUGAAGGCCAAAGAGCGGAAGCAGAAGGAGGCUGAACUGAAAAACCAGCGACGGGUCCGGCGGGGCGCGGGUGAUGCGCCGCCCGGCAGCUGGGGCCGCUCCAACUCCCGGGGCCUGGCAGCCUUCAGCGGAGACAGCCUGGGCAGGAGUCACGGACGCAGCUCGUCGGUGGAGAGCUUCCGCAGCCGGCGCUCUUCAGCAAGCUCGGGCAGUGAGGCGGAUGAUUACUCCGAGCCAGUACCCCUAAGGGGCAGGCGGCGGGCCCCCCGAGGCAGGAAGCCCUUGAGUUCUUCCUCCUGGAACGGCCCCAGCGGGGCUCCUCGAGCGGAUGCCGGGCGCAGGAAACGCCUGGCCAGCACCCCCACCGCGAGCAAGCGAGCGGAUAAAGAGAACCUGUACGAUGAGCCAUCGGCCGACCUGUCCGAGAUCGACGCCCGGCUGCAGGCCCUGCAGGAGUACAUGAACAACCUGGACACCAGGACGUAGCCAGCGGAGUGUGGGAGCGGGAGGGCUGGCACGUGGCCCAGGCUCGGAGCCCUCCACGCUGCUUGCAGGGGGACCUGGAGAGGUGGGCCAAGCGACCAGGCCUUGGAGCCCUCCCUGCCACUCCCAUGGGGCCGAGCCAAGACCUCUCUCCCCCACAGGGACUCUUUGCCCUGCUGUCUCUGGGCUCUACUCCAGGCUGGACAAUAGAAGAUUAGCAAGGUGGAGCUUUGGGAGAGGGGGCUCAAGAUCUUAGUUCCCCCCCUAGCUUGUUCCCAUCAGAAAUCCCCACCCCCACGGGCUGGACAGAAGGCAGGUGGCUUUGUAGUUAUACCCAAGUGCCCAGGAGCAAAGGAUCAUGGGACAUUUCCUCCUGGGAGUGACUCCCUUCACAUUGGUGGCAGCUAGGGGGCGCCUGCCCCACUUUGGCUUGUGGAUUUCUGACCCCUCAGGGAAGGGGGGGGGGGGCCUGUGGAGUGGAGGGUCCUAUGGAGAACUCUGAGCUCAACAGGCUGAUGGGACCCUCUUCCAGCCCCCCCCUUCUCUCUCCUGUUUAGCUCAGUUUUAGCAGCCUGGGCCGGCCUUGGCCUCUCAACGCCGACAGCACCGAGCUGGGCUGAGAGGAUCCUCCGGGCCCCCUCGACCCGCCCUUGGGCUGCUGAAACCCCCGGGCGGAUCUCAGCCCUUCACAGCUGCAGCCUCGGCGCCUGACCAUCCCCCACGGGCAGCUUCCCAGCUGUUCCAACCUCACAGCAGAGCCCCUGGGAGGCUGGAAUCCUGCGAUCCGUGGGGAGGGGGCAGCCUCUUAACACGGAGGCCAAGCCAGCUCGAGACAGGGGCUAUCCCAGAAGCUGUGGCACGGUCCGAUCUUGCCAAGCCCUCUCCCUGCACCAGCCGCUCCCAGUUAACCACGUCCCACCGGGGCGGGAUGCCUUGCGGCCAGUUUGCCUGCCUGGGUGGGCAGCUGCCCUGCGCUCGAUCCCCUGGUCAGAGCACCCGGGAGGGACACGGCAGUGAAACGAGCGAACUGUUCAGUCUCUGGCCGUUCCAGUGGCUUGAACGACUUUUAACGCUGGUGCGCGAAAUCUCCCGCGUCUCGGCGGCUGAGGGAGCGUCCCCUGCGCUCCCCCUCAUCUGCUUUUGUGGCAGCACACGGGGCUUCGGGAGACCUGGCCAUUGGUCCCUCAGCUGCUCUAAGCCCCCUGCCUGAUUCAUUGGCCUGGAGGAGCCUCCGACCAGCUCAGCAACUGGGCAUUCAGCUGUUAGAGCUAAAAGGCCCAUGGCCAGAGUCUCCCUCAGCAGCCCUGUCUGCUAUGGGAUCUGGUCCCUUCGCUCCAAGGUCAAGCCAGUAGCUGCAUCCACAGUGCUGGCUCCUGAGCGGUAUCUGGUUCCUCUCAGUGCCCCGGUGGGCGGCAGGUGAUUGUGCUGUGAUCCUGUGUGCGCCCCAUCCCCCCACGUGCUGUUCUCUGCUGUGUUGUGUGAUGAUCCCUGUUGUAAAUAAACCUUUCUAACUUCC
Chrysemys picta bellii (western painted turtle) is the source of this 3286-nucleotide messenger RNA. It is a transcript of the gene CCDC61, whose product is annotated as coiled-coil domain containing 61. Lineage: Eukaryota; Metazoa; Chordata; Testudines; Emydidae. Gene Ontology annotation, cellular component: centrosome. The record is from RefSeq and is a predicted model, not a curated record.